AUGACUACGAACAUGCAGCAUUAUAUGGAUGACAUUCAUGAUUGUAAGCUGUUGUAAGAUCUCACAGACCAAAAAGUCUACAGAUCUGAUGUUUAAUCAAAGCUAUAAUAAUUGAAAUGUUCUAGUGUUGGACGGAUUGGACAAUGAAAUGGGAAAACGAAUACGACGAAUCGAAAGAUAUGAAGAUCUGAUCGCCACGGAUUCCGUAGAAAUAAAAACCCUUGAGGAGCUUGUUUUUGACUUAACUCGUCCGUUGGAACAGAGAACAGCUCAGCUGUGUCGAUUGGCAGAUCUAAAGAACAAAGUGAGGGCUUUAUCCGAGAAGAAAACUACCAUGUCGGAGCGAAACAGUCUGACGGUUCAAGCCAUCUACAGUAAAAUUUCUGAAAUCGCUUAUCAUUGCAAAUUAGAAGUGGAAAUCGAUAACCCUGGCUGCACUGAACAUAGAGAAAGACGUGAGUAACAUUCUCAACAAAAAAUGUCUAAUGGCUCAAAAUAUUAUUUUUGUCUAGAAAAACUACAAUCUAGGGUUGCAGAACAGGCGCCUGUUUUCGCCUGUUUUGCAAAAUUUCCACGUUAAAAUUGCAAAACAGGCGAAAAACAGGCGCCUGUUCUGGAACCCUUCUACAAUCUGAGUAUUAUACGCCUAGGAUUAUAAAAAAAUUAACGUUACUUUCUUGCUUGGUGCUUAGUGUCCGUUUGAUUUAGCUUAGUUGAAUUCUAAUCUUUGAACUCCAGUGGCUUCGAGAAUGGCGUCGGCCGUUCUAUGGAGCCUGUUGACGUCGUGGGUGGUGGUGGUACUCCUAGGAUUGUAAAAAAUUGACAUCAUGUAUUACAAAUUUUUCUUCAGUGUUCUGCCAGUCCCUUGACGUCACAAAUGCCGAGAACAGUACUGCGCAGACACGAGCACCUGUUUCAUCUUCCAACUCCGUUCCCACCGGCAGAAGUGCUCGUGAAAAGUCAGUUAUGACCGAUGACGACCGAACAUCUACGCGCAGUGGCACUCCGUUCGAAAAGUGAGCCCACUUUACCAAAUUCAGCAGAACAUUGAAUUUUAGAGUAAAAAAACGGGGCGUGGGUCGUCCCAGAAAUUCAUUCAAAUUGAUUCAAAGUCAACAAAACUCUCACGGUUCUUCUGCAAUGUCAAGUGCACGAUCUAGUUUGGAGCAUGAGUAUGGAGGACGACCCGAAAGGAAGAAAUUGUCAAAAUACAUGAAAAAAAAACAGGAGAAACUUCGCUUGGCUGCUGAUGAGGAACGCUUGAGGAAAGCGCUGGAAGUGAAGAAAGAAGUCGACAAUGGAGAUUACGAGAGUUUUGGGUUGAGUGGAUGGGAUGAUUUUGGAACGCAACCGGUUCAAGGACCAAAUGAAGAUGGACUAAUCGUAGGUUUUUCUUCUCUCAUCGGGCGACGAAUACAUCGGAAGUUAAAAUGUGAAUUUCUGCCAGUGGUCGAUUGCGUAGCGUUCCAAAGCAUGGGAAAAAAGCUAAGUUUUUGCCAUAUUCACUCUGGGCCGGGCUGAAAUGAAAAUUUUCAAGAUCUCGGCCCUCAGCCCGGACUUCUGGAGAGGUUUUAUUGUCCAACGUUUCGGUCUCUCGACCAUCAUCAGUGAACAGAUUAAUUACCUUGGUUAACUUGGGUUGAAACCAUUUACCUGUUCCAUGAUGAUGGUCGAGACACGGAGGUCUAAAGUAUACUUUAGCAGACGCGCUUCAUAGAAAUCACACGCGUCGCGUGCGCUGCGACGCGGUUGGCGCUAUGCCAAGUUUUAAAUUAAAUUUCAAUUGAAAAAAGGUGACUGAAUCGCUACGCAGCUGCCAGUUGCAAAAAUGGCGGAAAAAAUUUAAAUGAGUUCGGCCGCGUAGCCUUUGGAACCCCGUGCGAGAGACCGAAACGUCGGACAAUAAAACCUGAUUGUACCAAAACUCCAAACAAUGGGUCGAAAAAGAAGCAACUUCUGUCGUCAUUCUCCUUCUUUCGUACAAAUCGGCGUGCAACGGUAGAAAUAAAAAAAUAAAAAAGCAUAGGAACGGAGGCUGUCACGGAUAUAUUGGAUUUAAAUUGGUUAAAUUGAACUAUCGAACUCUCCUUUCGUGGCAUCGUGGCGUGCAAGGCUGCCAGGCGGCCGGCCGUCACAUUUUGUUUAGACUGGAUGCCGAGCGCACAGUGCACGGCGGUCCGGCUUUCCUGAGUCAUUUUGAUAUGCUGAGUCGAUUUCUAAAGAGACGGCCAAAAUUUGUCACGGCGGUCUACCGAAACAAGAGGCCGCGGCCCUUUUUUUGACAGCCUCGGUGGCGGGAACAUUGAAAAUUAAAAUUUGAAUUUACGCCAACGGUCGAUUGCGUAGCGCCCCUAUCUUAAAGCAUUAGGCCAAAACGAAAUUCUUGAAAUUUCAUCAGGACGCGUUUGCAUUUAGGUACCCUCCACGACUCCGUGCGGCUGCAAAAUCAAGUCCAUCACUAAAAAAGGGGGUUUCUGUACAGAGCGCAUUCACAUUGAAAUUCCACGAUAAUAAUAGAAAAUUAGAGUGCACCUGUGGUUUGUAAAGCCGGAACUACUUUAAUGUUUCCCAGGACGACGAAGGAACUCUUCUGGAUUUUCUUCGAUACGAAGGCGAUGGUCUUCGAUCUCCGACAAAAGUAAUGGGAGCAGAAAUGGAUGGUAGAGGCGUCUAUUCUAUGGAUUUGUACCCACCAGGAGGGCCCCCAGAAUACCAUGCAAUCAUUGAUCGUGCCGGAAACACUCGGGAUGACAAUAAUUGCGAUAAUCAAACUUUAAAUAGUACUUCUUCAACAAUCAACUUAAAACGCACUAAUCAUGUAAGUAAAAUGUGAAUUGUUAAGUCGUAAAACACGUUUUCGUCCACAUUUCCGGGGUUUUGAAAAUAGAAGCACUUCAGUUAUAUACUUUUGAAUUUUACUAGACUACAUAAUUUUUAAAGUCAUCUGAUAUCAUAAUUGGAUUCAAUGCAUUGAUACGGUAGGCGGCGGCGACAUCUUCGAGCAGCGGCGAGCCGGCUGAGAAGCGCAAGCGCAACAUGUUGUUCGGUUCGAUAGCCGACACAAGUUUCAGCGGAAGACCGAGAAAGUUAGUGUCUGCGCUACGGUUUUCAAAACUUUUCGAGAUCUUCCUCAUGGAAAUCUGAGUUUAUUUUUUCAGACUAACCGGUCGAGUAACUGAAAUGAUCAUGUCAAACCGCGUAAAAGAGGAAUCACGUCACAAAAGUAAGCGUGAGUCAGAGGAAUGGUGCAUCUGUGAUGGUGUGGUAAGUUCUAUAUUUCAUAUAAUGAAGUAACCUCUUUUUUGCAGAAUGUUGAUUCGGAAAUGAUGGUAGAAUGCGAGAACAAAAACGUUAGUUUCACGAAGUUUUCAGAAAUUGUGCCUCGUUAGAGCACAAGUCUAUAUUGUACGGAAUCGAAGUUUUUUUUAAUUCUCUCAAUUCACCGUUCUCGCCCUCGGUGUUUGCGUACUCACGCCUAAUUUCAGAAAUUUUGGCUUGAGUCUACAAACACCGAGGGACAAUAGCGAUAAACCGAGUUUAUUAUGCUGUCACAACAUCAAUCAUAUAUUUUUCAGUGUCGUGUAGAAUGGUUUCAUUUCGAUUGUGUCGGUCUAACUGCUUCACCUGAGAACGAGUGGUACUGCCCGGAAUGUAGACGUCUACCAAUUAACCUGCUUUCGCCGAGACGACUCAAUGAAUAA
Molecule: messenger RNA, 3701 nt
Organism: Caenorhabditis sp. 36 PRJEB53466
Lineage: Eukaryota; Metazoa; Nematoda; Chromadorea; Rhabditida; Rhabditidae
Source: the annotation of a GenBank genome assembly